GGUAGUUGGAGAACAAAUCGCGGCCGCUACCAUCUCGCGCGGCCGCUACCAUCUCGCGCUCCGCUCCUCUCCUCUCCUCUCUUUCGUUUGCAAUCUUCGCUCUCUUCCGGUCUCUCCUCGUCGUCGAGUUCAGGAGAAGGGUACCAGCCGAAGCGGAUCGAGAGAUGGUGGGGCCGGGUCGCCCGCUCUUCGUGCUCUUCGGGUCUUCCAUCGUCCAGUUCAGCUUCAGCAAUGGCGGAUGGGGAGCCAUCCUCGCGGACGUCUAUGCGCGUAAGGCUGAUAUUUUGCUACGUGGAUAUCUUGGUUGGAAUUCACAGCGUGGUGUUCAAGUGCUUGAAAAAGUUUUCCCAAAAGAUGCAGCUGUGCAACCCUCUUUAGUGAUAGUUUAUUUUGGUGGCAAUGACUCAAUGGGCUCUCACUCAUCUGGACUAGGUCCUCACGUGCCUCUUCCAGAAUAUAUUGAGAACAUGAGAAAGAUAGGAACUCAUCUCAAGAACUUAUCUGAAAAGACGCGCAUUAUCUUCCUUACUAAUCCACCGGUGAACGAGGAAUUGAUCCACCGUACGCAAAGUCCUUACCUAACUAAGUUAGUUCGGACAAAUGAAUUAUGCCGGAAAUAUUCUGAAGCUUGUAUAAAACUGUGCGAGGAGAUGGACAUAAAAUUUGUUGAUACGUUCAAUGCAAUACAAAAGCAGGAUGGCUGGCAAACUGCUUGUUUUGCUCCUGAUGGUAUUCACUUAUCCUCAGAAGGAAGCAAGAUACUAGUAGCUGAGAUAAUUAAGAUCUUGAAAGAAGCUGUUUGGAAGCCUUCUCUGUACUGGAAAUCUAUGCCAACCGAGUUCUCGGAGGAUUCACCUUACGACGUUGUUGCUUUGAAUGGAGUUUCUACGAUCAACAUUUCCAAUUUGACAACUCACAGAGAAAUUCAAUGGGAUUGAGAAACCUAUGACCCUACUAGUAAAUAAGCUAUGUAGAUGUGCUCCGCUUGAAACAUCCCAGCGCUAAGUAAAAUGGUAUGAGCAUCCUAAGACAGCUUAGAAUUAAACAUAGUGCUUGAACUAGACCUUGCAUUAUCAUUAAUUAAAAUUUUAUGCAUUUGACUA
Zingiber officinale is the source of this 1103-nucleotide messenger RNA. RefSeq names its product GDSL esterase/lipase CPRD49-like. Lineage: Eukaryota; Viridiplantae; Streptophyta; Magnoliopsida; Zingiberales; Zingiberaceae. The coding region runs from base 165 to 938 and encodes 257 amino acids. The transcript is spliced from 6 exons. The record is from RefSeq and is a predicted model, not a curated record.